Molecule: messenger RNA, 4292 nt
Organism: Asparagus officinalis (garden asparagus)
Lineage: Eukaryota; Viridiplantae; Streptophyta; Magnoliopsida; Asparagales; Asparagaceae
Product: sister chromatid cohesion 1 protein 4-like
Exons: 14
Coding region: 372-4025 (1217 amino acids)
Biological process (GO): replication-born double-strand break repair via sister chromatid exchange; mitotic sister chromatid cohesion; synaptonemal complex assembly
Cellular component (GO): cohesin complex; synaptonemal complex
Molecular function (GO): chromatin binding; protein binding
Source: RefSeq, a predicted model, not a curated record
GCACGAUAAGUUAAGCGAUAUUUUGGGUAGGCGGUCAAAUAUUUUCGCCACGAAAUUUCAAAAUUUCAAAAUCCCCAAAAUUGCAUUAUUUUUAUACGAUUUUUGGCCUCUCCCAGCGCACAAGUGAAACGAGGCAAGUCUUUGUAGUAAAAAUUCUCUCUAUUCCCUUUUUCUCUUUACUUAUUGCUUCGCCCCCCUUUUUCUUAGAAAAUUUGUGCGAUUCUGGUGUAAUUUGGAUUAUGAGCGAGAUCCAAGGAGAUUUCCGUAAAACUUCCGUCGGCUGAGCUUGGAGUUGGGGAUUUUCGAGCUUGAGCGGAGUUAGGGUUUGGAAAAUUGGGGAAUUAGGGUUUUAGGGUUUUGAUUUGGGAAGGAUGUUCUAUUCGCAGUUUAUAUUAGCAAAGAAGGGGACUUUAGGGACGAUAUGGAUAGCUGCGCAUCUGGAGAGGAAAUUGAAGAAGAAUCAGGUCGCUGAUACUGAUAUUGGAGACUCUGUAGAUUCCAUUCUUUUUCCUGAUGUGCCAAUCGCUCUUCGAUUGUCAAGCCAUCUUUUGCUUGGUGUGGUCAGGAUAUAUUCCAAGAAGGUGAAUUAUCUCUUCCAUGAUUGCAGUGAGGCACUGCUCAACGUAAAGCAAGCUUUUCGGUCAACUGCAGUCGACCUUCCUCCAGAAGAAUCAACUGCACCAUAUCAUUCAAUUACACUGCCAGAAACUUUUGAUCUUGAUGAUUUUGAGCUACCUGACAGUGCUUUACUCAAUGGUAACUUUGAUGACCGCCAUGUCAGUACAAGAGAGCAGAUUACACUUCAGGAUACUGUGGAUGGCACUGGAUACUCCACAUCACAAUUUGGAUUAGAUGAUAGAUUUGGUGAUGGAGAUGCUUCUCAGAUUGGUCUGGAGCUUGACGAGGAAUUAUUAUUGGAGAAUAAUCUCACACUUCAAGAUGCUCAAGUUUUGGACAGUGAUGUGCAUCAGGGAGAUGGUACAACUGAUCUUACUAAAAUGGACACUGAGGAAUGCCAACAUGGCCAUGAUGAGUAUAGGAAUGAUGGAGCUUCAAUGGAAUUAUCUGAGCUUCUAUGCAAUAAGCGGGGAAAGCAUGUGUUGUUUUCCCAUGCUGAAAAUGUAAAUGGGCAUGAUGAUUCUUCUCAUAGAUUAAUAUUCAACAUUCAAACACCUGACCUUAAUGAGGUAUUUUUAUCUGAUGAUCAUAUUGGAGGUCCAUCUGCAGCGCAUGAUACUGAUAUGGAGUAUGCUGGUGAUGAUCCUCCAUCUCCGGAGUUCAAUGAAUCUGCUAAUUUUCCUUUCAAACCUGGUUCUGUUCUAGCAAUAAAUGAUGCUUGUCACAAGCAUGAUGCUAACAAUGUACUAGGGGUGUCUUCCACUACCUCAGUUUUGACUGAAUUACACCCACUAGCAUCACAAACUUUAGGCGUGAUUUUGCCUGGAUCUGAUGCAGCAGGAAGUAAUAUCAUAGCUUCUGAGACAAGUGAUCCCAAGAUGGCAUGCAUUUCUCAGGUGUUGCCUUGCUCCAACUUAGUAUCUGAUUCUCUCAUACCUCAACGUUCUGGUGAGACUAUAGCUGCUCCUGCUGCGGGUUUAGGAUGGACUUCGAAGACAGCUGAUACUUUAAAUGAUGGAAUUACUUGCAGUGAAGAAAAUGCUCGACUAAUUUCUGUGGGGAACAAAAUGAUGUCAGGAGUGAACUUGGAUAUGGACAGAAUUGCAGUUCAGGAUAUCACCAGGUUAUCAAAUCUCGAUCAAGGCCGCAUAGAAGAUGCACACUCUUGUCAGACAAGCAAUUUCUCUGCUUUGAGCUCUGAUUUUCAUUUGAGAUCUUGUACUUCAGAGUCCAAUCAAACAAAUUUAAUAUCUCCAGAGGUUAUAGUCCAGAAAGGGGACCAAGGGAUGUCUUUCAGAGAACAACCUUCCAUUUUGGAAACCGCAGUGGAGGAUCAGGAAAUGCAUUUUAGCAGAUCUUCAAUGACUAUGCAAGCUUUUGGCUCAGCUAUUGCAGUUGAUACUAACUUAGGAGUUCAUCAAAAGUCCAAUGAUAUGUUGUUGGGGAUGACUUCAGUUAAUAAUCCAAUGGAUCUGUCAAGUAGUAGUAUUUCUAAAGAUGUGCAGUCUGGUCAUGGGAACUGCUUUUCAACUUCUGAGUUUUCAGAACCUGAAAGAAUGCGCUUUGCUCUAUCCGGAAAUGUUGGUCUUCUAAAUGAUGUAGGGCAGCAAACUACGGAGAAAGAAGUCACUGAGUCUGAUGGAAGCGUAGACAGGAUCAGCAAUGUUUCUGGACAGAAGCAUUAUCUAAUGGAUAUCACGCCUGAUCUGCAGAAUGGCAUAUCACCCAAAAUUUCUGGAAUUCCACAAAAGAAACGAAAAAAUGAUUAUAUUCCCAAUGAUGAUGAUUUAUUGGCAUCAAUUUUAGUCGGAAGGACACCGGCCUUCAUAAUAGGGCCAACUCCACCUCUUCCAAAACCACCACCUUCAAAGCGUCCUCGCUUGACAACCAAGGUUGGCUUUCCCAAGAGGAGGAAGGUGCUCCUAGAUGAUACUGUUGUGUUACAUGCUGAUACAAUACGGCAACAAUUGAUUAAUACUGAAGACAUACGCCGGAUGCGCAAGAAGGUUCCUUGCACACGUCCUGAAAUUUGGAGAAUUCAAAAAAGUUUACUAAAAGAUGACCUUUUCAGUGAAACCAUAUUCACAGGUGUAUCUGAAGAGCUAAAUAGAUUACUCACUCGAAUAUAUGAUCUGGGUCGAACUGUACAUUCUCAAACUAAUCGACAACAUCUUAGUGAAGCAGAGCACGAGUUGGAACUUUCUAAGAGCUUAGGUUUUGUUAGGAAUAAUGAUGGUAUGGCUGAUCAGAGUGCAGUUGUACCAAAAAGAGUGUAUGGUGAAUCACAGGGACCUUCAGGCACACCUGAAUUAAUUGACACACAAAAUUGCAAAAAUGCUGUCAAUAUUGAUGCUCAAGGUCGAUCAGAAUUCCCACUUGAUCAGUUGGAUCCAUCACAGAACACAACUUCAAGAACAGAAUUAGGUGCACUUGGGAUUUCUUCAAAUGAAUGCGCACUUCCAACCGAUUCUAGAAUUGAAGAGAAGCAUGAUGAUAUAUGUCCUGAUCCUGACCAAAACUCACACCAUGAACUUGUGGAGGUCAAUAAUAACACGCUACAUGUUGGUGAAAGCACUUCUUUUGAAGACUUCACUUCUGAUUAUGCAGCUGGAGAUGGGGUGAUCAACAACAACAUUGUACUUGGUGCAACUAGUAAUAACAUUUUGCUUGAAGUGGACAAUUUUUCCAACUCUAGGGCUGCAUCCAUCACUGUGGAAGACAUGGGUGUGGAUAUGAUACCUGUACCUAGCUUAGAUUGCCCUCUGGAUUCUGUCCAAGCUAUUGGAUUAGUUGAUGGUAGGCCAGAUACCAGAGAGUACCAUGACAUGAAGGAAUCUGAAGACGGAAGGUUAACAGAUGGGUGUGAAACUGCUGUGGAUGAGGAAAGGCCUAUUUCUGUGGUCUCUUGCAGAGAAAAGCCUACAUCAGAAAGUGAACGUGUUGUCUCCGCGGUUGGUGAAAAUUCCUGCAUGAACAUAGAAAGUGGUCCGGAUGUGGAAAGUGCUCAUAUGGAACUUGCUGCUACAAGAGAGUCUAGUGACUUCUGUAGUGCCAUUGAUGACAUUGAUACAGAUUUUCUAAAUGCAGAUGAUGAAGUUGAGUAUGAUGAAGAAACAAAUAAUGAUGUGCCGAAUCACGAGCCUCAAUCCUUGGACACUGGAUGGUCUUCACGCACAAGGGGUGUUGCAAGGUAUCUGAAAAAUAUGUUUGAUCAAGAAUCUGGACAUGGGAGAAAGUCUGUUGCAAUUGAUCAUCUUUUAACCGGUAAAACUCGAAAAGAAGCAUCUAGAAUGUUCUUUGAGACUCUGGUGCUGAAAACAAAAGAUUAUAUUCAAGUUGAACAAGAGAAAGCUUUCGACCGUGUCAAUAUUAACCCUAGAAUAAAGCUUUUGAAGUCAGGGUUCUGAUCUCACACAAUAGACAUUAUGACGUAUAGAUAACAACUGUAAUUUAUCGUUUUACAAAGAGUCUCCACCCAAUUUGUUGUUUUUGCAACUUUAUGUCGCAGUAAAUUAUUCAUGGUUUUGGUUGCUGACCUUUCUUAUGGGGUGGAGGUGAGAGAUGGCUCAUGUAUGUGUAAUCACACACUGUAAAUGUGCUGUAAAUUAAAUCCGUCUAAUGUCGGUGAUUGUUUGUAAGAUAGAGUUAUUUAUGUUAAAUUUCGUUUUUCUUUA